Myxocyprinus asiaticus (Chinese sucker) is the source of this 1856-nucleotide messenger RNA. Its product is annotated as protein lin-28 homolog B-like. The coding region runs from base 217 to 876 and encodes 219 amino acids. Gene Ontology annotation, molecular function: zinc ion binding; nucleic acid binding. The transcript is spliced from 4 exons. The record is from RefSeq and is a predicted model, not a curated record. Lineage: Eukaryota; Metazoa; Chordata; Actinopteri; Cypriniformes; Catostomidae.
GGAAAGAGAGAGAGAGAGAGAGAGAGAUAGAGAGGAUAGGAGAUGUUAAAAGAGACAUGACAAAAAAAUCCGAAAAGGAGACGCACGUCGUACCAUGCGCGCUAAAUUUGUCCCCGCUGGAAAUCGGGAUGUCGGAUCGACGGUGACGCGCAUCACCCCAUUUCACGGAGGAAACGAUUUCGCUGUAACUUUGGAACGGAGGGUCCGCGGGGAAACAUGGCCGAAGGAGGGCCGCGCAGAGGUGGCGGGUCGGACCCCGCCAGGACUCCACCGCAGAUUCUGGCUGGCUCCGGUUACUGCAAGUGGUUUAAUGUCCGCAUGGGGUUUGGAUUUAUAUCGAUGACCAGCAGCGAGGGGAAGCCAGUGGACCCUCCACUGGACGUGUUCGUUCACCAAAGCAAGCUGGUGAUGGAGGGCUUUAGGAGCUUACGGGAGGGUGAGCAGGUGGAAUUCACCUUCAAGAGGUCGAGUAAAGGUCUGGAGUCGCUCAGGGUUACGGGGCCCGGCGGGGGCCCCUGCUCUGGCAGUGACCGGCGCCCCAAAGGGAAGGCCCCGCCCCUCAAGCGCAAACCAAAGGGAGACCGGUGUUAUAACUGUGGAGGACUGGACCACCACGCUAAAGAGUGUAGCCUUCCGCCCCAGCCAAAGAAGUGUCACUACUGUCAGAGUGUCACACAUAUGGUGGCCCAGUGUCCCCACAAGAGGGCGCUGUCCCCUUCCACCUCUCAGGACCCCCAGCGCCCCACCACCUCAGCUCAGUCCCAAGAAGAGGAGAGUCGCUCGGGCUCGUCACCACGAGAGGGCCCCUCAUCCUCUCCGGAGGAAGCAUCACAACGUGGAAGUCACUCCCAGCGCUGGAGAAAAAGCCGGGACUGAAAUCAACUUCUCUGCUGUCCCCUCAACUCUGAAAGGUCACUUGACUUUUCACCUGAACAAGCCCGGACCCAAAAUCAUCUACCUCACAUGCCCGGGUAACCGGGGAGACCCUCCUUUCCCGUGCAGCUAUGGUAUCAGUUGAUGAGGGUUACAGACCUGUGUGUGUGUGUGUGUGUGUGUGUGUGUAGGGUGUUUUCACUGAGCAACCACAACAAACUCUGCGACUUGUGUGUGUAUUGGAGUGAAUGUGUGUGUGCAAUUGUGUGUUUGAAGCAAUGCAGCCGUAAAGCUUAAAGCUAAAGAAAGGUUUUACAUCUCAAACACCUGUCCAUGGUAUUAUUUUAAAGCAGUUGAGAUUCAGACACAAUUGCAAAGAAGACUUUCUAACAUUCAGAAUCACUAACAAUCCUACAUUCUUUUGUUUCAUUUACCAAACAUUUGAACUUAGAUGCUGGCCAAUAGAGUCACAUAAUAAAACAGAAGUGAGUCUUUAGUAAUGGCAUAAAAAAGGAUGUAAGCCCAUAUUCAGGAUUGGGGGAAAUAAAUGUAAUAAAUAUGCGUUUUAAAGGGUACAUUCUUAGAAUCAACCAUUGAAAACACAUAAUUGCCACUGAAAAUCAGUCAAACACUAAUUUGGGUAUUGGGUAGGAUAAUUUUGGUCUAUGGGGGUCACUAGCCUAAUUAUAAACUGCAGAAUUGUCACAAACAUUUGCUUUACAUAUGUUAUACAUACUAUGAUCUCACACUCUCUAAAAUUCUAUUCUCUAAUAUUCCCAUCAAGAACUUUAAUUUGGGCCAUAGAGGAAUUUUGUAUCACCAUGUGUGUGUGUGUGUGUGUGUGUGUGUGUGUGUGUGUGUGUGUGUGUGGAGGUACUGUGAGCCACCUGGUCUUAACUUUACUAAGUGAUUGAGAGAAGACUGUUAUUUAACCAGCGUUCGAUAGGACUGAUGGCACAGAGCUAAAUGAACAUAAACCAGAG